ACCUUUAUGGUGGUGUUUGAAUUUUGAUUAAGAAAGACGAGGAUCAAAUAAAGAAGAAAAUGGUGAGAAGAGAAAUAGAACUACUAAGCGAAGAGGAAAGGAAAGCACUUAGAGGCAGCAAAUUUGCUCCUCUCCCUCCUCCUUCCCUUUCGAAACCCAGAUUGGCUCAUCCAGGAGGACCUUUAACAACUAAUAAAGCUGCUGCUUUGGCUAAAUUCCUCGAAAGGAAGCUCCAAGAUCCCAACGGCUUUAAUACAAUCAAUCCCGAACUUCUUGAAUCGGCUGUCAAUAGCGCUAAAGCUACCGUCGUUCAAAGUGGGGCUUCGAGUUCAAGGUCUAGGGUUCGACAUGUAGAUUCCUUUGGUGACUCUGAGGACACUCCGGAAGAAGCUAAGUCAGAAAUUCCGGAACCAAAACAGAAGAAAAAGAAGAAGAAAAAGAAGAAAGAGAAGAAGAAGAAGAACAAAAUGAAGAAGGUGGCAGAGGAGAUUGAAUCUACAUUGAAAAGACCUAAAAAGAAGGUCAAACUAUGAUCAAAUUAAUAAUGCUUUAAAGACAUCUUUAAUCUUUUUUUAAAAAAAGUUAUAGGAUUUAAACACUCGGGGAUCAUCUAAGAAACACAACAAUGGAUCACUGAAGAAGCCGCAAAGGGCUGCUGGGAAGGGUUUGGUUUCUUUAGACAGUAAGCCU
Molecule: messenger RNA, 690 nt
Organism: Hibiscus syriacus
Lineage: Eukaryota; Viridiplantae; Streptophyta; Magnoliopsida; Malvales; Malvaceae
Product: methionine aminopeptidase 2-2-like
Exons: 5
Coding region: 60-533 (157 amino acids)
Source: RefSeq, a predicted model, not a curated record